AUGAGCUACGGAAAGAAAGCAGCAGAAAGAUUGGCAGACAAGACUAUUCUUAUCACAGGAUGCUCCCUGGGUAUUGGUGAAGCCGCGUGUUUUGAAUUGGCUGAAGUAACUCCAAAGAUCAAGUUGAUUAUAACCGCUAGAAGGGUUGAAAAGUUAAACGAGUUGAAACAAAAAUUGGAGAGCGAAUACCCAGGCAUCAAGGUCUUGGCAAAGGAAUUGGAUGUUUCCAAAUUGGAAAGCAUUGAUCCAUUUAUUUCUACCUUGCCUCAAGAGUUUGCUGAUAUUGACAUUUUGGUCAACAAUGCUGGUUUGGCUUUGGGUAAAGAGUCCGUUGGCGAAAUUGCAUUGACUGAUGUGGUCACCAUGUUCCAAACCAACGUGUUGGGUCUCAUCACAUUGACACAAGCUGUUUUGCCAAUCAUGAAGAAGAAAGAUUCCGGUAGCAUUGUCUCGAUUGGUAGUAUUGCUGGUUUGGUUGCUUACGAAGGUGGAUCCAUCUACAACGCUUGUAAGGCAAGUGUUCGUUUCUUUAUGGAUGCUCUUCGUAAGGAGUUGAUCUCAACCAAAAUUAGAAGCAUCUUGAUCAGCCCUGGAGCCGUCAAAACUGAAUUCUCAAACGUCCGUUUUAGAGGUGACGAUUCAAAAGCUGAUAGCGUGUACAAGGGAACAGAGCCACUUACAGCCGUCGAUAUCGCUGAGGUGAUUGCGUUCACCUUGACCAGAAGAGAAAACUUGGUUGUUGCUGAAACAUUGGUCUUUCCAAAUGGUCAAGCAUCGCCAUUCCACAUUUAUAGAAAUGAGUAA
This is a messenger RNA of Lodderomyces margitis, 804 nucleotides long. Its product is annotated as oxidoreductase. Lineage: Eukaryota; Fungi; Ascomycota; Pichiomycetes; Serinales; Debaryomycetaceae. The record is from RefSeq and is a predicted model, not a curated record. Gene Ontology annotation, molecular function: oxidoreductase activity. Gene Ontology annotation, cellular component: cytosol. The coding region runs from base 1 to 804 and encodes 267 amino acids. The transcript has a single exon.